Molecule: messenger RNA, 3741 nt
Organism: Striga hermonthica
Lineage: Eukaryota; Viridiplantae; Streptophyta; Magnoliopsida; Lamiales; Orobanchaceae
Source: the annotation of a GenBank genome assembly
AUGAUGCCUAGAAAUCAAAUCUUGAGAGAUAAUCAUGAAGCUGCCGCAGCGUCUCCGAACCCUAAAUCGAGACCGACCACACCAAACCCUAGCUCUCGGAAGCUCAAAUCCAACAAGGAGAACGCGCCUCCAACGCCGGCCGCAGAUCCGACCUCAAUGACGUCGUCUCCUGCUUCCAAGAUAAGGAGUCCUCUUCCCCCUCGCCCGCCGCUCAAGCGCAAGCUCAGUGUCGAGUCUGCGGGGGCCGAUAAUUGUGGAGCAGCUGCGAAUUCUCUAGAUUCUGGAGUGAAGGUGAUAGUGCGUGUGAGACCCCCAAACAAGGAGGAAGAAGACGGAGCGAAUGUAGUUCAGAAAAUUACGGAAGAUUCUUUAACAAUAUCAGGGCAAACCUUUACAUUUGACUCUAUUGCUGAUAUUCGGUCAAAACAGAUCGAUAUAUUCGAACUCGUAGGUGCACCACUUGUUGAAAAUUGUCUUGCUGGUUUUAAUAGCUCUGUCUUCGCGUACGGGCAGACUGGUAGCGGCAAGACGUACACCAUCUGGGGUGCAUCCACUGCCUUGUUGGAGGAAGAACAGCAGGGCCUAGCACCACGUGUAUUCCGCAGGCUAUUUGAACGGAUUGCUGAGGAGCAAACCAGGCAAGCUGAUAGACAACUGGUGUAUAUGUGUCGCUGCUCUUUCCUCGAGAUAUACAAUGAACAAAUAACUGAUUUGUUGGAUCCAAGUCAAAAGAAUCUCCAGAUCAGGGAAGAUGUCAAAACUGGUGUUUAUGUAGAAAAUCUAAGAGAAGAGUGUGUAACCUCUAUGAAGGACGUGUCUCAGCUUCUGUUAAAGGGGUUGUCAAACCGAAAAACCAGUUCCACGCGUGUAAAUGCUGAAAGUUCUCGUUCCCACAGCGUUUUCACAUGUGUGGUUGAAUCACGCGGCAAGAGUGCGGCCGAUGGUUUAAGCCGUUUGAAAAUGAGCAGAAUCAAUUUUGUUGACCUUGCUGGAUCUGAGAGACAAAAGCAAACAGGUGCAGCUGGAGAACGCUUAAAGGAAGCAGGGAAUAUUAACCGCUCGCUUUCACAACUAGGGAAUUUGAUUAAUAUUCUGGCGGAAGUUUCUCAGACAGGAAAACAAAGGCACAUUCCGUACAGAGAUUCGAAGCUGACUUUUCUGUUGCAGGAAUCUCUUGGGGGAAAUGCAAAGUUGGCAAUGAUAUGUGCCAUUUCUCCAUCUCAAAGCUGCAAGAGCGAGACUCUCAGUACACUAAGAUUUGCACAACGAGCCAAAGCAAUCAAGAAUAAAGCGAUUAUUAAUGAGGAAAUGCAGGAAGAUGUAAAUGUCUUGAGAGAAGUGAUUCGGCAGUUGAGGGAUGAACUGCACAGGAUGAAGGCCAACAACCAUGAUCAAACAGGUCAAAAUGGGGCUUAUGCCACUGGAUGGAGUGCCAGGAGAAGUUUGAAUCUCCUGAGAUUUAGCCUGAAUCGGCCAAUGAUGUUGCCUAAUACGGAAGAUGAUAGUGAUGAAGAAAUGGAGAUAGUAGAUACAGAUGAGGCAAUGGUUGAAGUUCCUGUAGAAAAAUGUCCGUUAUCACCUGAACAAGGAUUUGAAGAUACAGAUGUUAAUAUGGAAGAUGUAGUAGAUGAAACAGUUGAAAAGGAUAAAUCCAAUAUAAUCGGUGAUGGACUAAUGGGAAGACGGGUAGAAAUGUCGCAUGAAAGUAAGUCAAAAAUAGUACUUGGAACUGAUGGUUGUGAACAGUCUGAAGAUAAAGAAUGUACUCCCUCUAAUUUUGGAAAAUUGCCAGGUGGCAAUCUGUCUAAGAAGCCAGUGGAGCAAUGUUCAGCAAUUCAGCUUUCUGCAGGCACGGAAAAUACAUCUGAGAAAUCCACCAACUGCAUUGAGGAUUGCCAAGCUUCUGAGCUCAGUAUUGUUCCAAUUGAUGUGCCCCCUGCUCUGAAGUCUCCUGCCCCUAGUGUUUCACCAAAACUGAACAAUAGCAGGAAAAGUCUUAGGACCUCAUCAACAGUGACGGCUUCUCAGAGUUUUCCCACUCAAAGUGACUUGAAGGAUGUAAAAACAUCCAUGACAAAGCCUUCUAAAAGCAUCUGUCUGAAUUCUCUCUCCACUCGCAGAAAUUGUUUUGCAUCAACCGAUCAUUUGGCUGCAACUCUUCAUCGUGGUCUUGAAGUUAUUGAGAGUCAACGCUUCAGUCCUGCUCUGAGAAGAUCAUCAUUUAGAUUUUCUUGCAUGCCGAAUGAUGUUAAAGCAGUUAUACCAGCUGUUAAAGUUGAUGUUGGUGUUCAAACUGUUUUUCAUGACAACGGACUAAUUGACAAAGACGCCAUAGAACCACUGUGUAGUAAAUGCAAGGUCACAACUGGCCGGCAGGAUAUCUUAAAUGAUGAUGCCCAAAAUUUACAGUUAGUUCCUGCUAAUGGGUCUGUUUCACAUGAUAUGUGCAACAAGCAAGUUCCCAAGGCAGUAGAAAGGGUUUUGGCUGGAGCUAUUCGGAGAGAAAUGGCAUUAGAAGAGAUGUGUGCCAAACAAAAUUCUGAGAUCAUGCAACUUAAUCGUUUGGUCCAGCAAUACAAACAUGAGAGAGAGUGUAACGCCAUAAUUGGUCAAACCCGUGAAGAUAAAAUUGCUCGAUUAGAGAGCUUGAUGGAUGGAAUAUUACCUACUGAGGAGUUCAUGGAGGAGGAGCUCUUGUCCCUCACCCACGAACAUAAGAUUCUUCAGGAACAAUAUGAUAAUCAUCCUGAUGUUUUGAGAACAAAAAUUGAAUUGAAAAGAGUCCAAGAUGAAUUGGAAAGAUACCAAAAUUUCUUCGACUUGGGUGAGAGGGACGUUCUAUUGGAAGAAAUACAAGAUUUAAGAACUCAGCUGCAGUCUUACUUGGACUCUUCUGGGAAGACGUCAAAACGUCAAACCCCUCUCUUAAAGCUAAUAACUUCACCUGAGCCAGGUCCAGAGCCUACUCUUUCCACUAAUUCAGAGUCAAUAGAUAAUGCCAACGAGAAACUUGAGCAGGAGAGAAUCCAGUGGACUGCAGCCGAGACCAAAUGGAUUUCUCUAGUAGAGGAGCUUAGAACAGAACUUGAAGCCAAUCGAUCUGCUGUUCAAAGGCAAAAGCAGGAGCUGGACAUUGAAAAGAAGUGUUCUGAAGAGCUUAAAGAAGCAAUGCAGAUGGCAAUGGAAGGUCAUGCACGCAUGCUUGAACAAUAUGCCGAGCUUGAAGAGAAACACAUGCACCUGCUUGCCAGACACAGAAGGAUUCAAGAUGGAAUUGAUGAUGUGAAGAAAGCUGCAGCAAAGGCUGGAGUAAGAGGUGCAGAAUCUAAAUUUAUCAAUGCCUUAGCAGCAGAAAUCUCAGCCCUAAAAGUGGAAAGGGAAAAAGAGAGAAGAUACUUUAGGGAUGAAAACAAAGGCCUUCAGGCUCAACUGAGGGAUACUGCUGAAGCUGUUCAGGCUGCUGGGGAAUUACUUGUUCGGCUGAAAGAAGCAGAAGAAAACGCGGCUGCUGCAGAGAGACGAGCUGUAAUGGCAGAACAAGAAACUGAGAAUGCUUACAAAGAGAUGGAGAAAUUGAAUUCGUUGUUGGCAGCCCCUCACCUGCCUAAAGAGGAAGUUACUACUAAUGGCGGUGGGGUGGGCAGUAUUGAUCAGCAGUGGCGAGAGGAAUUUGCUGCAUCGUAUGGUGUUGCGGAAGAGCCAUCGUCAUGGUUCUCGGGUUAUGACCGUUGCAACAUAUAA